GUAAAUCAUUUACUUAAUUGAUGGUGUUAUUAAUAAAUAUAUCAGUUUUAAUUAUACUUUAUUCUAUAUAUAGUUAAGUAAGGCUUAACAAGCAAGUUAUUAGGAUAAUUUUGCAGAAGAGCGACAUUUAGAAAGUAAGGUUAAUAAUAAAUUUAAAUGUAAGGUUUGUUAUGUUAGGUCAGCUACAUUAAUGAUACCUACAGAUAUAAGUAAUAUCUAAUAAAUGUAGCUGAACCAGAUGACAUGUGGCAAACCUAUUAUAUUUAUUUCAACGUACAAUAUUUGCCUAGUUAAAAAUAUUUUAGCCAUAUGAAACCUUACACUGAGCCUGUUUCUAAUAACAAGACUUUCAGAGAGAAUUAGUAUAAGAAUUUAAGAUUAUUUGCUGUCUGCAUUAUUUUUUCUCAGUUCUUUGAUUACAGUCCAUUUAUGUUGUGUGUUCAUGUUUAUAGUUGCAUUUGUUGCUACUUAAUUUUAUUUUGGGUAUGUAAUAAUAACUUACCUUUCACGUAAGUUAUUAUUAACCUUACGUACCCUUGAAGCAGUUCUUUGAUGCCUUACCAAAAUAUUUUCAUGUACAUAAUGCAAUUAAACUUAGCCAUACAUUGGAAAAGACAAGGAAUGAUACACCAUCCAUUACUACAAGAGUUUAAAUCAAGACUGAAGUGCUAUGAUUUAAGAAUAUGUAGUGAAAAAUAUUGUGACAUUCUUAAGUGAUUGGGAACCACAGAACAAAUGACCUGCAAAGUGUUCACGCAAGGAAGGUUGUAAUCGGCAGCAGCGUCAUCUCCAGCGGAGAGCGGACAGCCAUGGCCACAUGUGAGGACUACGAGGUGCAGUGCCCUUACAACCGCUCGCACAUGAUCCGACGCUCGCGCAUUCAGCAGCACAUCGUGAAGUGCGAGCGCAACUACCCGGGGCUGCAGAUGGAGUGGUGCCCGCACAAUGCCAGCCACAGGUUCGCACACCACGAGGACUUCCUGGCCCACGUCCCCAACUGCCCGGACGCGCGCAUCAGCUCCAACGUGCUCUUGCUGAUGGCCAUGAAGUACCACGAGACGGGCGACAUGUGCAAGAUCAGCUGCGAUCCCGAGAAGCAGGUCGGCGCCGAUGAGGACUGGUCGCAGGAGUAUGCCGACAGCUCUGGCAGCGACAGUGCACCAGCUAGCGCACCACCAAACGCUGAAGUUGGUGGGAGGAGACGAGAUGUCUACGACGACAGCCGGGAGUCCGAGGAGAGUGGCGUUGGCGACACGGUCUGUAAGCUCGACAGCUUGCACAUUGACGGGGAAGUGUCGAUCCUGGACCAGAUAAAGCCUUACUCGCUGGAGGAGAGAGCCGACUCCCCGGGCAGCUCGCGGACGGGUGAAGUACAGGUGCCCGUUCCAAGGAAAGCAUGCUCUAUAGUCGAGAAACAUUACUUGCGAGGCAUCAGCAUCGGACGUGGCCUCAAACUUCCGUGGUUGGAUGGCAAGCCUGGGAAAAGCACAUACCAACAGACCUUGGAAGUGCGAGGGUUGAUUGGUGAAGGCGCAGAGAAGAGUGUGGGGCGGGGUUUCGCGCUGAAGUCUCGCCUCUCCGGGCAGCAAGCUCACAAUCUGAGGAAGCCUUUCAGCAGCUACCAAUCAGAGUGACAGUAACAAACUGCAGACUAGAACUGCUUACGAACUUCUAUUACCAAACAGCUUUAAGUCACUACUGAAAUAGUGAUCUUAUAAAGUUUUAACUAUGUGGUGGUAAGCAUUAUUAAGUGCUUAAACUUGUGAAGUUUUAAAAAUUAGUCCAGUUUAUAUUGGAAGAGUCCCUUUUAUUUAUUAAGUGUCUAAAUAAAUAUUUGUUAAAUUUUUUUUACAUAAAUUGUUAGUAAUAGUGUUGUUAAUUGUCUUGUUCAGAUGUUUUGUACCUGACUGUACCAGUCCAAAGUGAAAUGUGAAUUGUAAUAUUAAGUUUAUAUUGUACGGACUUUCUAAAUUACAAUCUGAAUACAAAUAUAUGUAGUUAUUGUACAUAUUGUUAUUGAUGGUUCAGCCUAAUCAAAACACUUUUUCGAUGUAACAUAUUACCAACUUUUGUUUCUUGAUAUCCUUUUUGAAGCAUAGUAUGACCCAGAUAACCUCUGGCCUAGUAGCAGACUUAUACUUGUACGUAAGUAAUGUUUCUGUAUUCAGAAAUCGGCCGUGUCUUGUUACAGGGAAACAUCCUAAAUUUGCCCUGCAUGAUUUUCAGAAAGCAAAAAUAGCCUGCUUAUACUACCAUUUUGAAAUUACAAACAAAAUUUUAAAAGUUUCCAAUUGCAUCUCGUUAAACGUUAAACAUCAGUCAUUGUUUUGAACCACUCCAGUGUAAUUUGGUCGAUUGGUCAGCGGCCAAGACCAUGAACUUUCUGUGUUGGAGAAGACAUUCGAAAAGCAACAAUUGACACUCAUAUGCAUUUGAGAGAAACUGCAAUUAUUCGACACCAACCAGAUGUUAACAGACAAAAAACUUCCAACACAGAAUCAAACACGCAAAGCAAAACUAGAGAUUGUAAAUGGGUCUUUUACAGGAAUCUGAUAGUUGUCUUCCAUUAACAAAGUACUUUAACUAAAACUAUAACUAUGUAUAACUUUGAAAUAACAAGUAA
Molecule: messenger RNA, 2623 nt
Organism: Bacillus rossius redtenbacheri
Lineage: Eukaryota; Metazoa; Arthropoda; Insecta; Phasmatodea; Bacillidae
Exons: 4
Coding region: 810-1634 (274 amino acids)
Source: RefSeq, a predicted model, not a curated record